This is a messenger RNA of Drosophila persimilis, 8769 nucleotides long. RefSeq lists its product as uncharacterized. The transcript has 5 exons. The record is from RefSeq and is a predicted model, not a curated record. Bases 540 to 7895 code for a protein of 2451 amino acids. Lineage: Eukaryota; Metazoa; Arthropoda; Insecta; Diptera; Drosophilidae.
UCUCAGUCCUGGCCGAAAAUCGCAACGAUGUAGACACGGUCGCGUCGCGUCGCACAAACCACACACCACACCACACCACACCACAGAACGGGACCCACCGCAAAACAGCAUAAAAAUCGAGAGAAUCUCUCAAUAACAGUACCCCCAAAACGUGAAUUCCAUUCAGAAAGGUCACCCGCCCCAAAGGGUGGAUGGUUCUUAGCCCUGAAGUAAAGUUCGGAGCUCUGGUUGCAAGUGCCACAAAAUUCCUCAGAGGCUGGGCAAAGAAUUUUUGAGCUGAUUCGGGCAGAAAAUAAAUUCAAUGUCCAACGGCGGCGCUGGCUCAUGCUCUGGUGGUGCUUAAAAAUAGCCACCGACCACCACGAACGACGACAAGACGACAAAAGCGAACAAAAAAUAAACGAAUAAAAGACACAAAAAGUACGAGAGGAGGAGGAGCAGCGGACAGAGGGACGGAUACGGAUUCCGACCGGGGGCCAAGUGAAUAAGUAACCAGCAACAGCUGUCAUUUCACUCUCUCUCUCUCUCACUCGGAGAUCAUGCUAAAUUCCCGCCGCUCGGCCUCGGUGGGCGCUCUGCCCGCCGAGAAGAAGCACUUUGUGUCGCGGGUGGAGAGUGCCAGCGGCGCCUCCCUGGACGUGCGCUGUGCCUGCCAGUACUUUCAGUCCGAGUCCCUGCUGCCGGAGCGCAUAAAUCCCGUGGAUUCGCGGCCAGGCUCACGGCAGGGCCACCACAGCGACCAGGACCAGUUCCUGCACCUGAAUCAGAAUGUAAAUCUGAACACCAGUUUCCCCCGCGACGAUAUGUCCACGCACAGUUUUGAGGUCGUGAGUCAUGCGGAUGUGGCUGCCCCAUCGGUGGAUCUGAGCUUCAUGGAACGUUAUCCGGAGCUGGAGCAGACGGCCCGUUCCCGGGGACUGGUGGUGCGCAGCAUUUCGGAUGCCACCGAACCGGAUCCAGGUGGAACAUCCUUCAUGGCCGCAGGCCGACGACAGCUGUCGAUGGGCGGCCUGUCGUCGGGCAGCGUUGGACGUUUCCCCGACACCGUGUCCAUGCGCAGUGGCACCUCGCUGCGUCGCAUUUCGGCGGGCAACUCCAAAAUGGACCUCUACUGUGCUGACAUUAAUAUACCGAACGCUCCUGGAACCGGACGUCAGGGUGGCCAGCGUUCGGCCAGCGCCAGUCGACGAGCCUCCAAUGCGGAUCUCUUCCAGGCCACCAUUCUGCCGGGAUCGCUGCAGCCGCCCCAACUGAAUCUGAUUGCGGCCACCCCCAGUCCCGGGCUGGCCGAUCAGCAGCCACUGUUUCCCUCGCACCAGGCGUCUCCAGCUCCCUCGCAGCAGGACUUCCGCAAUGCCAGGCCUCCGUUGUCGCCGGAUUACAUGCGUCCAAGCGAUGCCAACAAGGAGAACCAGCUGCCCGGCGACGUGCUGCCCCAGAAUCGACCCAUCGACGUGUCCCGCUUUGGCGGCGAUGCAGUACGUCCCUCGUUCCUCCUGGAAUCGGAUUUCCAGCAGAUAAAGAGUCCCUAUCAGAACACCACGGUCACCACGCCCAUGGAUCCCCUGGCCGAGGCUGUGGCCGAGUUAGAGCAGAUUGCGCAGGAGCACAACAUCGUGCACAUCCGGGACAACAUCCAGACGGAGACGCGGCGACCGCCCUCCAUUGGGGGAGACCUGAGUGCAGCACCCCUGAAGCUGGACGAGCUGACGAAGAUCGAGAUCAUCAGCGACAUGCCAGUGGUGGAUAUCGAUGCGCUGGUGCGCCAUGAGGAACAGAAGGCGGCGGAGCACCGUAGCCGCAGUCCAAGACCCUCGCCCAGGCAGCCCAAGGCGCCGCCAGUGAUGGCCACCCUCAAGCUGCCUUCGAGCCGGCCAUCGAGUCCGUCUCCAGCGGAGCCAUCCCUUCCUUUGCAACCCCUCAAGCGGCAGCACACGCCAGAGAGGCAGCUUUCCCCGGAACGUCCCUCCAAGUGGGCACCCGCUUCUCCCACGCCACAGCAGCAGACGAUCCAGGCAACCACGGCAGCCAUCAACCUGCAGGAUGCCUCUCCCGAGGUCAAGAGCUCCUACACCUCCCGCUUCAAGGCGAUGUUCGCUGCCAAGGAGCCACGUCAGAAGUCCCCGACGCCCCAGCGCUCUCGCACUCCCAGUCCCAAACGGGAGAGGACGCCCUCUCUCUCUCUCUUCUCCCGCGAGAAGUCGCCAUCGCCCGUAAAGAUGCUCUCGGUGUUCUCCAAGGGCAAGCCGCAGGCCAUGUCCAUUGUAACCACCUCGGGUGCCGCGAUGAAGGGCAAAGAGGCGGAGCCGCUGGCUGUGCGUGUCACGGAGACCUUCUCCCUGAAGGUGGACGAAAUGGACCAGUACGGCUCGCGGCCAGCAAAGCCACCGGCUCCUCCGACGCACGCCCAGACCAUGUACAACAGUCGCGAGGACUUUGGGGCGGCAUCCUCGGAGCGGGCUUCGGUGGACAUCAGCGAGGCCUUUGCUCCGGUGGUGGUGUCUGCCCUGCCACGCGGCGGCAGUGGGAGCGUGAGCAUGAGCGGCGGCAGCUUCAUGGCUGGCAAUAGGAAUCUCUACUCCAGCGAGAUCGAGAUGCCGGACACGGCCUCCUGGGGAGCCAGCAGGGAACCCUCGCAGACCGGCGGCAGUCGUCCGCUCAUCUCGGUGCCCAUACAGAUAUCCGACAGCCACGUUUAUCGACCCCUGCGGUCGCCCUCAGAGCAACGGUUUGGGGUGCAGCGCAAGUCCUCGUUCCGGGAGCCUCGCACCCAGUCGCACGACCGCGCCCCCCGCCUUAGCAGCGGCUCCCAGGAGCAGCUGUACGGGGCGGGGCGGGGCAUGACAAAGACGGUUAGUUUCCAUUUUGACGAACGCAAGUCGCGCCUUGCGGAUUUCGCCUCCGCAAGCGAAUCGCCCCUGACCCAAAACCAAAUCGAACACAGAGAGUUCCUCGAACGGACCUACUUCUCUCGUGAUCAUGAAUACGAGCCCGUGGGCGUGUCGCCGGCACACGAAUCCUCGCCAGCGCCAGCGCUAGUGCCAGCGCACGCCCUCUCUGAGCUGCAGGUGCCGAUGGACAUCGACAGCUCGGCAGGAACAACGCCCCGAACCGAAUCUCGCACCGACUACGAAAUACACACCAGCCAGGUGGACUCGAGCGCCCUCGAGGAGCUGCCGCUGCAGCCGGAGAACCGCAAGAAGAGCUUCAUGGCCAGCGCCCAGGACCGCACCAAGAAGAUGCAGGACGGUCUGCGACAGCAGGCGGGAAAGCUGCGCACCAAGCUCCGCAGCAGCCAGCAGGCCAAACCCAAGCCGAUCUCGGGCAGUCCCAAGGCCAAGGCCAAGGAACGCAGGCGCUUCAAGGCGCCCGAAUUCUCCAAAAUGAAGAUGCCCGAGAUCAAGCGACCCGACAUGUCCAAGUUCAGGGACCUCAAGCGACCGGAAUUCACAAAAUUCAACAAACCGGACAUGUCCAAAUUCAAACUGCCGGAGAAGUUCUCCACGCUGAAGCUGCGACGCAGCAAGAGCUUCAAAGAGAACGAGAGCGAGCUCACGUCCGAGGAGCCACAGGCCACCAGUGCAGAGGCAGGAGGAGGGGUCGACGCCCCUGCUCAGCCUGCGCCCAAGAAGAAAUUCGAGUUCAACUUUGGCACCUAUCCACGCGCCUUCCGCAAAAAGAAGCCCACAGAGGAGCCACCACCACCGCCCGCUCUGGAGUCGUCGCUGGGCACAGAGGGUCUGAGCGUGAUCCCCAGCACCGAGACGCAACCGUCGCAGACCUCCACAAGCUCCCCGCAAGGAGAUCGUGGACCUGGUCCGGUGCGAUCCCGCUGGGCGGACAAGUUCUCGGAUGUAAGCUAUAACGACAGCGAGGGAUCGCGGUACAGGCGCUACGGCAGCGAGCUAGAGAGCUUCGACCGCGAGUCCUCACUGGAGCGACGCAUGAAGGAGGAUCUGGAGGGGGCCGAGGACACGGCCAGCGAGGCCCAGCAGCCCCAGACGAUGGGAAUUCUGGGCGUGGUGGCCGACAGCAAACAGUUUGCGGAGUUCGAUGAGGAGAACCGGGCCAUCCACGAGAUCUCCAGCAAGCGGUCGCGCGAGUUCAAGCGGCGCCCGAUGGUGCAUCAGGACUCCGAUUUGCGCUCGGAGGACAGUCGCGAUGCCGAGGGCUGGACCGAGAAGGACAUACAGAAGAAUAAGCUGCUGCGCAAGGCGGAGCUAGAGGCGGAGGCUGGCUACCACAAGUACUACGACAGCCACUCCACGGCCAGUUCAGGCAAGAAGGUGGUAAUGGAGCCCAUCGACGACGACGAGUUCUUCCUGCGCAAGCGCGGCAUCUCCGAGGAUAACAUCCAGCUGCGGCAGUACAUAAGCGCCGCCAUUCGCGAGGGUUACGACACGCCCAAUGCCCUCCAGCAUGUAGGCUACUCCGCAGAUCCUGUCCCCGGCGAGUACGGAGACUUCGAGGCACCGCCGGCAAAGCCCCGGCGCCUGCAUCGCAACUACCGGCCGGACAUUGACGACUCGCAGGAGUUCCAGCGCAGCGACUACGGCGACGAUCUGUCCAUGUCCCAGAAUGGCAGUGACUUCACCCCUAAGAGACCUCUGCGCAAGGCUCGCAGCCGAAGCCGCAGCAAGCUAUCCGUGGACGGGAGCCAGGACAUGCACAUGGCCGAUGGGGGCAGCAGCAUCCAGUACUUUGACGACGAUGAGGAGUACCUCAGGCCACCGAUGCGGGAUCAGCAGAUAACCGAAUUGGAGAAGGAAACAGCGGCAAUGGAGAAGGCAGGACCACAGGCCCUACCGCUGGCGCCGAGGCGCCACAAGAAACGCACACGCGAUGAUGCAUCCGUUGAGAAGGAUGCGGACUCGUUCUUUAAUGGCUUUGGUGGUAGAUCAGUAUCGAAUACCUUUUUGCAGCCACACGAAGAUGUAAUUGUUUAUCGCACUGAGCACGAAUAUCGUCACAUACCGCUAGCCACGCCCGACAACUUCACGGAUGGAGCGUCCGUGCGUACACCCCGCUCCGAGGACGACAGGACAUCGCGCGGUGCGGACUCCCUGGUCCUGGACAUGAAGACAAAGCCCGAAAUGGGGGAGGACAACGAGGAAGGAGUAUCCAGAACCAAGAGCGACGAGAGGUUCGUCAUCGACAUGUUGGAGAGCGACGGCUAUGCGGUGGUGCGCAAGGAGCCCCUGCCCAAGCCCACGCCCCCAGCGCGCAGGAAGAAGUUCACCAGAUCGCCCGGCGAGCGAUUCGCGACGCUACCCAGCAUCCGCGGCUCACGCGGAUCCCCACCACCGGCCCGGCCACCGCCGCCACAGCAGUAUAUACCCAUGGAGGACUCGCCGCUGGUGCCACGCCGCAGAUCGGCGGCCAGUCUGGACGAGAUCCCCCAGAUGAUGAUCAAGUCGAACUACGAGACCCAGCCGCAGAAGCAGCAGCAGCCCGAGAAGCAACAGGCACAGCAGCAGCAGGAGGAGGAUGACUACGAGGAGCCUGGAACCCUAGAGCGUCCCGAAUCCCCACGCUCCAAUCUCCAGUCUGGCGAGGUCAUCAACAAAAUGAAGUUCCGACCACUGCCGGCGCCACCGCGUCCACCGCGCGAGAAGCGCUCCACGCGUGCUGGCAGCAAUGCCCUCGACAGCUACGAGGACAGCGAACAGGUGGCCAGCUCCAGCCAAGCGGACAGCUACGACCAGGGGGAGUUCGAGGUGGAGGUGUCCACACAGACGGACCCGCUGCCCGACGACUUUGUGUGCGAGGAGUUCGAGAUCACCGAGGACAUGAAGAUCAUUGAGCCUCGACGAGCCAACGCCAAGGGAUCCGACGGAUCGGCCAGCAAGACCCUCGAGGAUCUGCUGCGUAGCGUCGAGACGCAGGAGCCCCAGGACGAGGUGGACGGCGUGCGUGUGCUAACAGAGGACGAGCAGUUGGCCAAGGGCCUGCAGCGCUUCAGGGAUGCCAAUCAACGGAGCAUGUCGGAGCGCUCGCGGGCCUCCUCUCAGGCGGACCGUUCCAAGUCUCUGAGUCGUCCCCAGACGCCGUCCUCGGCGGUGGUUAUCGAGCGACGCGUCCCCACGCCCAGUCUGGUGGCUGGCGAGGAGCAGGAUGCCACUGUUCAAGCCUCGCUGAUAGUGCGACCCAUCAGUGCCGCCGAUCUGGCGGAUGACGAGCUUCGGCGCGAGGAGGAGGAGCUGCGACGGGAGGGUCUGCUCUCGGACAGCUCGGUACAGAGCAAAUCCGAUGUGGAGGAAGAGGAGCACGGAGAGGUGGCCUUGAGCGACUAUGCGGCCAGUUCAGCGGAUCUGGAUGCGGCGGUGGAGCAGCUGCAGCAGGCCCAGCUGGAAAGCGACUACGAGAGCCGGCUGGAGGACGACGAGGUAGAGCGUACCCUGAGGGACAGCGAGUACGAGGAGGAGGAGGAUGCCGGAGAGAAGUACUCGGAUCAGUAUGACGAGGAGGAAGAGGAAGAUGAAGAAGCACGGCUGGUGAGGGAGCUCAGGGAGCAGGAACUGGACGAGGCCCUCGAAAAGGAGCUGCAGGAGGCCAUGGAAAAGGAGCUGUCCGACUACAGGCAAAAGGAGAAGGGCACGCUGUCGGAGGAAGAGGAACACGCUGCCUCCGAGAUCGAGUACCGACACUCUGAAGAUGAGGAGAAACCACAAUCUGAGACAGAAACCAUUGCCGUGGAGAUACCCAUCCGGAAGACCACCGCCAGCGAACCCACCGAGGCCGAAGUUACGCCCAAAUUUGUGGCCACUCUGCCCACCGAACCCGCCUACGGCCACGACGAACUGGAUGUCGAGGAGCCGGAAGAUAUGCCCCUGCCACCGCCACGUCGCAAGUCAACCACAGCCCUCGAGCCCCCCACCGUAGCAGCAGCAGCCACCACUCUGACGAUUGCCGAGCAAUCAGCCCGCGAGCUCACGCCAAUCCAGUCCCUGCAAUCCCCGCCAGAGCCGCAGCUUCCCACUCGCCUGGCCGAGCUGGAGGUGGAGCGACUACGUGUCCAUGCCCUGCAAGCGGGGCAGAUCCAAGUCUCGCAGCUGCACGGCAGCCACAUCAAAGCAGACGAUCUGGAGUGCAAGUCCGGGCAACUAGUGGUCCAAAACAUUGAACUACCGCCGGGCUUCAUCGACGACAUAGUGGAGCGCGUGCGGGAGCAGCGACCCUCGCUACUUACCACCGAGACGCAGACUAGCCGCCAGGCCAGCAGCGAGCCGGCCACCUCGGAUGUGGAACAGCCCGUGAAGCCGCCGCGCCAGAGCAAGGCCACCGAGCAGUCGCCUCCGAAUUUAGACGAACAGACCCAGACAGAAGCCGGGUUGAUGCCACUGCCACCGCCACCAGCGGCAUAUCCCAGUGUGGAGUACUUGCAGUCCCUGGCACCGUUGGCCUUCUAUAAUCUCCAGCGCAGCGCUGAGGCCGAGCAGGCCGAGGCUGCAGCGCCAGAGCGCAAGGCGCCGCACAAGUGCCGACGUCGCCAUGUCCAAGAGCAGGCCGAUGCCGAGUCGGGCUCUGAGCUGGAAGAUCAGCUGGUGGAAAGACCACGCUCACGCUCCUCGCGCCGCUCGCGCACCAGAAGCGCCACUCAGCCAGUAGAGGAGUACGACGAGGAUCAGCCCCGGACAGUGGUGCAGGCCGGAAGGCAGUUCCUAUCCGCCUGCAGCCUGGAGCUGGUGAACAUCAUCAACCAGCUGACCCACUACGUGCGCGGAGAGGCCAUGGAGCCGCAGCAGCAGCAACAGUCGAGGAACAUAUCCGCCCUCAUGGUGCUCUUCAUUCUGAUCACGUUCGGAGUGCUCGUCUUUCUGCUGACCGGUCGACAGGUGCACACACAUCACUGGGACUACUUCAAUCCACCCGGGAACGAGGGCAGGCAGACGUGAGAGCAGUGGAGAUCGAUAUCCCAUUAACCGUGGGCUUGUCACGAACACUAUCCUUGGGGGGAGUGGGGCGGGUUUGCAUUUUGCAUUUUGGAGCAGAGAAUUUUUGCUAAAUGGGUGAAAACAAACGAAUUUAAACGCGGCCAAGAGCCCGCUCGAAACUAGAAGGCCUUAAUGAUAUACAUACUAACAAAAAGAGAACUAGCAACUACUUUAGGAGAGGUGCGAUGAUGGCGAGGGGCGUUGCCCCCGUGCUACUACUAGUCACAGAACAAUCGAAACCCGGAAUCCCAGUUCAACAGACACUGACGGCACAUGCCCGUGCUACACCAUAAACCAUGAAUCUUGUACUAACUAUAAAGAGAACUACUAUCUAUAAAGGGAAUAAUUUUUCAUCAUUGUCUACCAGUGCAGCAGAACAGAACAACAGAACAACAAGAACCAGAACCAGAACCAGCAGAAGCAACGAUUAUGUAUUAAUUAUGUACUUAACACACAUGCUAUGUAUGUACAUAGACUAUUUUUUUUGGUGGCUGCCUUAUGAUAUGGUGGGGCGGCGGCAGCAGCCCUAAACGCAAGGAAAUAAUUGGAAGAGAACUAAUCUAAUAACAAUGUUUUUUUUUUUCUACCAGCGGCAGGGCGAUGGAGCGAAAGAGAUUCAAUUGUUGGAUUCAAAUUGUUGUUUAAUCUAGACCAAAGUGUAGGAAUUAAUAUAUAUAAAACAAAAAAAAAUUAUUUUUUUCAUUGAAUAUCACUUAAAAGUUAUAAUUUGAAAUGCGAAUACUUUGCCGAGGAGGAGAGCAGAGAAGAGGAGAGAACGUAUAUACUUAAAUAUAUAGAAGCGUAUUUUCAAUAAAGCAAAAUGAUAUACACAUAA